Glycine soja is the source of this 705-nucleotide messenger RNA. RefSeq names its product transcription factor DIVARICATA-like. Lineage: Eukaryota; Viridiplantae; Streptophyta; Magnoliopsida; Fabales; Fabaceae. The record is from RefSeq and is a predicted model, not a curated record. The transcript is spliced from 2 exons. Gene Ontology annotation, molecular function: DNA binding. The coding region runs from base 1 to 705 and encodes 234 amino acids.
AUGUGGACUCGGUUGCAGACUCAGUACUUCUCAUCCAGCGAGUGGACUCGGUCCCAGAACAAGGUGUUCCCCAUGUUCCCGGAGGAGGAAGGGGAGGGUCAGUGGGAGAAAGUUGCUGAGGAGAUCAUGAAACGCUAUCAUCAAGCAUUGUUUCGUGAUACGAUCCAUACUGAGUCGACUCGGGUUGAGUUGCCAGCUGACUCGGAUGACUCGCCGGUGGAUGAUGCUAGGUCGCCAAAGUCUAUUAGGAGAAGAAAAGGGAAAUCCUGGAAGCCCUGGACUGAACAAGAACACAGGUUAUUUCUUCUUGGACUGAAAAUAUAUGGCAAAGGAGAUUGGAAAAACAUUUCAAAACAUUGUGUCAAGUCAAGAACUCAUAUUCAAGUAGCUAGUCAUGCCCAAAAAUAUUUCCUUCGCAUGAAAGUUACGAAAAAAGAGAGCAAAAGAAAAAGCAUUUAUGACAUAGCAUUAAAGGACAAACAUACAGAAUUGCAGCGAUUGCAAGCACAAAAUCAAGAACGUGGAAUGAUGCAGAAGAAUUCACUAGAUGACUUUGCAAUUGAAUUUGAAAUUUUAGUUGAAGAUCCCUCUGUAAUUGAUGUUGAAAUAGCUCACAUUGAACUUACCAAGCUACGCGGAGUUAGGAAAGUAGACCUUGGGAAAAUAGAUUUGGUUCACCAUGGAAGGUAUGUCAUAAACUUCUAA